This is a messenger RNA of Micromonas commoda, 1302 nucleotides long. RefSeq lists its product with no specific name. The coding region runs from base 1 to 1302 and encodes 433 amino acids. The transcript has a single exon. The record is from RefSeq and is a predicted model, not a curated record. NCBI's taxonomy places the organism in Eukaryota, Viridiplantae, Chlorophyta, Mamiellophyceae, Mamiellales, Mamiellaceae.
AUGUCCGCGUCGCGCACCGCUCGUGCGGUAUCCGGCGCGAGCCUCGGCUCCGGCGCGAGGCCGCUUCGCCGUCGCGCUCGCGCGCUCGUCCGCGCACCGAACGGGUCGCAUCCGACGAAGAAAGUUCCCUCGACGGUGAUCCGAUGCGCGUCGAAGGUUGCCAGACAGGGCGCCUACCGCGUCACCGACUUGCCGGAGGACGAAUCCGACCUGCUCGCGCGCAUCCACACCAGCAUCCAGGCCGCGCUCUCCGACGGUAAGGUCCUGCUCGACGUCGAGGUUCCCGUGCAGUACUUCGACGGCGUGGUCGGUGUAGGCGGCCAGGACAGCAUCGCGAUUAGCGAGUUCAACGCCUGCAUGUCGGUGCUCCGGAAGAUCGUCCGAUUGUUCGAGUGGCUCGGCCAAGCGGAGAGCGUCCGCGUGUUCUUUCCGGACGCCGCCGAGUGCUCCAUCGCGCUCAAGGGCGCGGGGUUGAACCCCGUGUCCGGGCAGUGGGAGCAAGCGGCGACGUUCCACGAUUGGCCGGGAGCCGUCGACUACCUCCUGCGAGACGACUUCGUGUCCCAGACUAGUCGCAAGGCGUACGGGUACGCGGACUUGCCGGACUUUCUCGCGGGUAAGCGCGACGUGGAGCAGACGGCGGAGGUGGCGGACAGGCUGUACGUCGUGGGAUACCCGUACGAUAACACCGGGGAGAUGGAGCAGGUGAUGCGACUGUGGGAAGAACACGCGCGGCCCAUCUUAGUCUUCAACGGCAACCUGGACGGCGUUCGCACAUCCUUCGCCCCGUUCGGCAAGGCCAAGAAGCUGAAGCACGAGUUCGUGCCCAAGUUCACCACCGCGUUUUACGUGCACAAGUUCGCCGCGGGCGCGGCGCCGGGCCUCCUCUACAGGCAGUACCCUUCGCCGUGGCGCGUGUAUCGCGCGGUUAAGGGCGGAGGGAUGGAAUGCGUGGCUGAAUACGACGAGAGGCCGGAGCUACGGGACGUCGCGAUGCAGUUCUUCUCGGGCGGUCUGACCACGACGGAGGUGGCGGUGUCCACGUCCCCGCCGGUGGAGCUCACCGAAGAUAACACGCGGUACUACGAGGCGCUGGGCGUGGACAAAGGAUGCUCCGAUCGAAAGGCGCUCGCGGCGGCGUACCGGGACAAGGCCAGGGAGUUGCACCCGGAUGCGCCGAACGGCGACGCGAUGGCGUUCUACGAGCUGUCCAAGGCGUACGCCGUGUUGAGGGACGACGAAAAGCGCGCCAAGUACGACGAGUUCGGCGAACGUUGGGUGCUCGAGACGUCGUCAAAGUGA